ACUCCGCAUAAGGAGUCAGAACCCCUAGACGCGUCAGACUACUUAUAGGCCUCUCAAGUCCUCCUCUACGCGCCGUUCUGACAAGUGUCAAACGCGUGUUUUCAUUGGCAGGCGCGCGUACUGAUACCCCGCGCUCAGACCAUUAUCCUUCCCUUAUUGGGAGCGCUUCUUCGAGGCAUCCUCAAGUCGCGCAUAUAUAUACCUCGCGGCUUGUACCAUGACACCCCAACUCACCUUAACCUCUUCCCUCAUCAUAAUGGCCCCCCAUACUCGUGCGAGGACCGAUCUUGGUGGAACCACAAACCCGCAGCCCCUGCUUAAUGUUGCAGCACCUUCUGCAGUGCCUCCCUUCAUGCCACAAGCCACUCCGUCGGUUCCAGCUCCCCCUGCGCCUAACACACCGUACGCGUACUAUCCUACCUCAUCAGCUGUCUCCAUUACGGCGUGUCGUAUCUCGAAAGCCGAUCUCGACAAGAUUGAGCUCCUGGACAGAGCGAAGAACAACUGGACCUCGUGAUCCGAACUCAUGCUGGAGGUUUUCCACAUGAACCUCCUUGAGGGCUACACUCCAGGUACGGUUGCUCGCCCUGAUGCGACACGCGAGCCUCUGGCCGCCAGGAACUGGGACUUGAACAACGCAGGCAUAGUUCCAGCGCUGCGCAACCGCGUCUCCCUAGACGACAAGCGUGUCCUCGAUGUCAUUACCGGUGCGCACAGGGCGUGGACCACCUUACGCUCCCGUCACCAGAAGCUCGGGC
Suillus discolor is the source of this 758-nucleotide messenger RNA. RefSeq lists its product as uncharacterized. The transcript has a single exon. The record is from RefSeq and is a predicted model, not a curated record. Lineage: Eukaryota; Fungi; Basidiomycota; Agaricomycetes; Boletales; Suillaceae. Bases 218 to 517 code for a protein of 99 amino acids.